GAGUUAGUUUAUUAUGAUAAUUAGCACUUCUUUAAAAGCAACUGACCAAGAAAAGCACAAAAGAACACUGGCUUAUUAAUAAUAAUACAGUUGUUACAAGCGCUGUCACAAGUUUACAGCGGAGAUCCAGUCGAGAACAUUGUGCGGUUGAAAUGAACAUUUAUAGUUUGGUCGUUACUAGUGUGGAAAAAAUAAAAAAAAAAGUUGUUAUUGAGAGAGCUGCUUGUGGAAACCGUCUCCCGUCGUUGAUCAGUGCGCGCGCUGCAUGAGAGACGAAGUAAACUUUUCUCCCGUUGACCGAAUUCAGACAAACGAGUGACUGAUGUGCGCGAAAAAAAUCCGACAAAUGAUGGAUUUAAAAUGAACACGUCCAAUGGCAUUUUAUUUAUUUAUUAAGGGCUAUUUUAUUUAACGGAGUCCGUAUUUUUGUGUUUGUAGAAAAAAAAUGAAUAUAGUUUUUAAAAAAACAUACCGUUAUUACAAGAUUAUACCGUGAAUGCUUUAAUCUGCUUCAAUCGGUUUAGAAUAUGAUACAAAUUUCCGGUAAUCUUUAUUUGUUGUAUUGACUCGUCAACCAGUGGUUUAGAAGGAGAGAAAGUGACGGGGGGAGAAAUUAUUCCAAAAGGUGAAAAUUGAAAUGUCUAGACGGUGUUUGUUUAAUAUAUGGCGCCGCCUUGUGGACGAACGGAGGUAUCUUUAACUCGACAAAAUGGCUUGCGCAGCAGACAGCUGCAUACAAUUCACACGCCAUGCCAGUGAUGUCCUGCUCAACCUGAACCGUCUGCGCAGCAGAGAUAUUCUCACCGACGUCACCAUCUUGGUCAACAGGCAGCAGUUUCGCGCACACAAGACCGUUCUCAUGGCUUGCAGUGGGCUGUUUUACAGCAUCUUCACAGACUCUCACAAGUGCAACCUAAACGCCAUCAGUCUGGACCCAAAGGUGGAUCCAGAGGGCUUCGCCAUCCUGCUGGAGUUCAUGUACACCUCCCGUCUCACUCUGAAGGAGAGUCUCAUCAUGGCGAUCAUGAACACGGCCAUCUACCUGCAGAUGGACCACGUCGUGGACACCUGCCACAGAUUCAUCAAAUCCAGCGAUCCGGCCAAGCUGCCCAGAGACGAGUUCCUGGUCAGUCCCCUGGUCUUGCCUCAGGAUGUCCACGCCUACCGGCCCCACGACGUUGUCGACAGUUUGCACAGCCGCGUAGCUCCGUUCAGGGACGGGAGGCCCUACGGAUCAAACAUGUUCAACGGGGUCAGCACCCCCACCAACUACCAUCUGUACGGGCAGUUUCCCAUGCCCGGAUUCCCUUUCCCUCUCUGCAAGCUGACCGACGCCAAAAACGCUUUUGCCGACCUCUCAAAGAGCGGCCUCCACCACAAGCACUGUUCGCCUCAUGAUGGCGCCAACAUGAUCCGGGCGGAAUACGGCCGGGCAGUGGGCACCGGCUCCUCCGGCAUCAUUCACACCACCACCUACGCUUCCAGGGAGCUCGGGAAAGACGACGAGAUGCGGAGGGAGAGCCACCAGGGGGGCGGCCAGUCCAUCGCCCUCGGCACGAGGAAACGCGCGUUCCCCACGAUGACCCUGGAGCACCCGAGAGACUCUGGAAAGGAUCGCGCCCCGCAGGCGGAGGACGACCUCAUCCAUCACCACUACCCACUUGGGAUCUCGUCUGCGGGACGCAAGGGCCUCAUGAGCAGCCCUCAGAGUCCGCUCAAGUCCGACUGCCAGCCCAACUCCCCAACGGAGUCCAGCAGCAGCAAGAACGCCAGCCUCUCCCAAGGCGCCGCCGCCGCCGCCAGCGUGCAGGCUCCGCAAAGCACGCAGGAGCCAAAGUCCCGCAACUGGAAGAAGUACAAGUUCAUCGUGCUGAAUCAGAGUGCGAAGGAAGAGGAGGCGGGGCUGCGGGACCCGGGGCUUCGCUCCCCUCAGCGGCUCGGCCUGCACCCCUACCUCCACCCCAGUGACUCAGAGAACCUCGACCCACAAGCCACGAGCAAGAGCAGCGAGGACCUGCCCGCUCCUCAGGCCAGUCGUCUCAACAACAUCAUCAACAGUGCACUGGAGGGCUCCCUGAGGAACGGUGAAGCCCCCCUCCCACACUACCUGAGCCGGCUGAACUGCUCGUCCUGCGGCACACCGUCCCCACAACACUCCGAGGUGUGUCCCAAGACCUCCAGGUCCCGCCUCGCGGAGGACAUGACGGAGCUGCACUCUGAGUACUCGGACUCCAGUUGCGAAAACGGUACAUUCUUCUGCAGCGAAUGUGACUCCAAGUUUGCCGAGGACGAGGCGCUGAAGCAGCACAUGCUCCGGGUGCACAGCGACAAGCCGUACAAGUGCGACCGCUGCCAGGCUGCUUUCCGCUACAAGGGCAACCUCGCCAGUCACAAGACCGUCCACACGGGAGAGAAGCCGUAUCGCUGUAACAUCUGUGGUGCUCAGUUUAACAGACCAGCCAACCUCAAGACUCACACUCGCAUCCACUCAGGAGAGAAGCCCUACAAAUGUGAGACGUGUGGAGCUCGUUUUGUACAGGUUGCUCACCUGCGCGCCCACGUGUUGAUCCACACGGGGGAGAAGCCGUAUCCCUGCGAGAUCUGCGGAACGCGCUUCCGCCACCUGCAGACGCUGAAGAGCCACCUGCGCAUCCACACGGGAGAGAAGCCGUACCAUUGUGAGAAAUGCAACUUGCACUUCCGCCACAAGAGUCAGCUUCGGCUGCAUCUGCGGCAGAAACACGGCGCCAUCACCAACACAAAGAUCCAGUACCGCAUGUCGACGGGCGACAUGCCCACUGACUUGACCAAGGCGUGCUGAGAGGACUGUUUUCUACAGGCGGAAAUCUUGACCUUGGCAUUUAAAUGACCCCAACUUGUACAAUCAUCCAAAACUCUAGUGCCACACUGUGUUUAUUAGACGGAUAAAUUGGCUGUGUACGCCAUUCUAAAACGGGUUUCCACUACAUGUGACGUAUAGCCACUUUAUUGUUUGUAUAUAUAUAUAAUUAUAUAUGUGUGUGUGUGUGUGUGUGUGUGUGUCGGGAGUGUUUCUAAGCUUUGAAGGUACGUAUAUAAAGCUUUAUUUUGUUGAAGACGGAAUGUAAAAAAUCUGUUUUUUUUUAAAUACAGUAUUUUAUAUCAGAACUUACUUUUCUGAAAGUAUUUCAAAAUUUGAUCGACGGGUGGUACAUAUAUUUUGAGAUUCCCAGAUUUGCGGCCGCAGUUGUCUACACAUUUUUUAAAUGUAGAUGUACGCACAUGUUGCACCAUGUCAUGUUGUCAUAUUCAUGUGAAGAGGUAUGGGAGAAGGAAAAAAAAGUGCUAAUUGGAUUUUGUCAAACAUAUCCGAAGACUGCUGCUGUCUGCUUAUGUUAUGCAUGAGGUACUCUUACCGUUAUCGGCGCACAUGAAGCGGGCAAACAGCAUAAAUAUUGUGACAUAUUGUGUAAUUAUCUGUGGGGUUGCUCUCUGCUGGCGGAGCCAAUCCAGGUGUGGAAAUGCAUUUGAAGGCUUUGUUGUGACCAAGAAAAUAUUUUGCUUUGAGUGUAUUUGUAUAGAUGUGACUUUGGUUUUGUUUAUUUUCCAUAGGUAAAGGUUUACAGUUUUGCUCAUUGUUCUAGAUCCUAAAGUAAAGUUGUGUACGUGUCAAAAGUUAGUUUUUGUUUGUGUAUUCAAUGUGCCUUUCUCUGUGGUGUCUGAAUCCGUCCCCCAGUCAGCCCAGCGCUAUUUAAAAAGGUACAAUGGACACCACUUGUCCCAAAACUCCCUGACCCCCCCUCUCCCAUGUGUGGGUGUGUAUUUAAAUUGUCACCAAACUGAAAACAUGCAAAAUUCAUCAUUGUAAAUCUUCAGGACGGUUUUUUGGAUUGGUCAUUUAAAAAAAAAAAAAAAAGCAUUAAAGUUAUUGUACAAUGUUCUAGAUGUAUGAAUGUAAAAUAAAGGUAUUGGAUUUC
Messenger RNA from Pungitius pungitius (ninespine stickleback), 3956 nucleotides. It is a transcript of the gene bcl6aa, whose product is annotated as BCL6A transcription repressor a. Gene Ontology annotation, cellular component: nucleus. Bases 710 to 2821 code for a protein of 703 amino acids. NCBI's taxonomy places the organism in Eukaryota, Metazoa, Chordata, Actinopteri, Perciformes, Gasterosteidae. The record is from RefSeq and is a predicted model, not a curated record. Gene Ontology annotation, biological process: regulation of transcription by RNA polymerase II. Gene Ontology annotation, molecular function: DNA-binding transcription factor activity, RNA polymerase II-specific; protein binding. The transcript has 9 exons.